GCGGCGCUGGAUCCGCGGCGACCCGAUCGGUGGCGGGAGAUGUCGAACCCCGGGACGCGCAGGAAUGGCUCCAGCAUCAAGAUCCGCCUGACAGUAUUGUGUGCCAAGAACCUUGCGAAGAAAGACUUCUUCAGACUCCCGGAUCCUUUUGCAAAGAUUGUGGUGGACGGAUCUGGGCAGUGCCACUCAACAGACACUGUGAAAAACACUCUGGACCCAAAAUGGAACCAGCACUACGACCUAUAUGUCGGGAAAACGGAUUCUAUAACAAUCAGCGUGUGGAACCACAAGAAAAUUCACAAGAAGCAAGGGGCUGGCUUCCUGGGCUGUGUGCGGCUGCUGUCCAAUGCCAUCAGCAGGUUGAAAGACACCGGAUACCAGCGUUUGGAUCUAUGCAAACUAAAUCCCUCAGAUACUGAUGCAGUUCGUGGCCAAAUAGUGGUCAGUUUACAGACGCGGGACAGGCUGGGUGCUGGCGGAUCAGUGGUGGACUGCCGAGGACUACUGGAGAAUGAAGGAACUGUGUAUGAGGAUUCAGGCCCAGGCAGGCCGCUGAGCUGCUUCCUAGAAGAGCCAGCGCCCUACUCAGAUGGUCCUGGGGCUGCUGCAGGCGCAGGGGGCUGUCGGUUUGUGGAGUCCCCUGGCCAGGACCAGCGACUGCUGACCCAGAGGCUGCGGAAUCCUGAGGUCCGAGGGUCACUACAGACGCCUCAGAAUCGACCCCACGGCCACCAGUCGCCAGAGCUGCCUGAAGGCUACGAACAAAGAACCACGGUGCAGGGCCAGGUCUACUUCCUGCACACACAGACAGGCGUGAGCACCUGGCAUGACCCCCGAAUCCCCAGAGACCUUAACAGUGUGAACUGCGAUGAACUGGGACCUCUGCCACCCGGCUGGGAAGUCCGCAGCACAGUGUCAGGGCGGAUUUAUUUCGUCGAUCAUAAUAACCGAACUACCCAGUUUACAGACCCACGGCUGCACCACAUCAUGAAUCACCAGUGCCAACUCAAGGAGCCCAGCCAGCCGCUGCCUCUGCCCAGUGAGGGCUCCGUGGAUGACGAUGAGCUCCCGGCGCAGAGAUACGAGAGGGAUUUAGUGCAGAAACUGAAGGUGCUCAGGCACGAGCUGUCGCUUCAGCAACCCCAGGCUGGCCACUGCCGCAUCGAAGUGUCUAGAGAAGAAAUCUUUGAGGAGUCGUACCGGCAGGUCAUGAAGAUGCGGCCCAAGGACCUGAAGAAGCGGCUCAUGGUCAAGUUCCGAGGCGAGGAGGGGCUGGACUACGGGGGCGUGGCCAGGGAAUGGCUUUAUUUAUUGUGCCACGAAAUGCUAAACCCGUAUUACGGACUCUUCCAGUACUCCACGGACAAUAUUUACAUGUUGCAAAUCAACCCCGACUCUUCCAUUAACCCUGACCAUCUGUCUUACUUCCACUUUGUGGGUCGCAUCAUGGGCCUGGCUGUGUUCCACGGCCACUACAUCAACGGGGGCUUCACAGUGCCCUUCUACAAGCAGCUCCUGGGGAAACCCAUCCAGCUUUCAGACCUGGAGUCCGUGGACCCAGAGCUCCACAAGAGCUUGGUGUGGAUCCUGGAGAACGACAUCACCCCGGUGCUGGACCACACCUUCUGUGUGGAGCACAAUGCCUUCGGGCGGAUCCUGCAGCACGAACUGAAACCCAACGGCAGGAACGUUCCGGUCACAGAGGAGAACAAGAAAGAAUACGUGAGGUUGUACGUGAACUGGAGGUUCAUGAGGGGAAUUGAAGCCCAGUUCUUAGCGCUUCAGAAAGGCUUCAACGAGCUGAUUCCUCAGCACCUACUGAAGCCCUUUGACCAGAAGGAGCUUGAGCUGAUCAUUGGUGGCCUGGACAAGAUCGACCUGAACGACUGGAAGAGCAACACGCGGCUGAAGCACUGCGGGGCCGACAGUGACGUGGUGCGCUGGUUCUGGCAGGCUGUGGAGGCCUUCGAUGAGGAGCGGCGCGCACGGCUGCUGCAGUUUGUCACUGGCUCCACGCGGGUCCCACUUCAGGGUUUCAAGGCGUUGCAAGGCUCUACAGGCGCGGCAGGGCCCCGGCUCUUCACCAUCCACCUCAUUGAUGCCAACACCGACAACCUUCCCAAGGCCCACACCUGCUUUAACCGGAUCGACAUUCCACCCUACGAGUCCUAUGAGAAGCUCUACGAGAAGCUGCUGACAGCGGUGGAGGAGACCUGCGGCUUUGCCGUCGAGUGAGGAGGGCCACACAGACAGCUCACGGCCGCCGCUCCCAAAGCAAACGCUCCGAGUGCCUCCAUUCGACCGUCCGUGAGGCUGGCUGAGCACUGGGGUUCCUGAGAACCUGAGAGAAGAUCACCCCCUUUCCUUGGGGGAGUGUGGGGGCUGGGGAUUGGUCGGUGCUCGUGCCCCCCCCUUCCAUCACCCAUCCAAUCAAUGCCGCCAGGCUGACUCGGCUUCUGCUGCCGGGACCUCAGCUGGGUUUCCUGGGGGGCUGGAGCUGGGAGUGGGGUCAACCUCAAGGUGCCUGCUCGUUCCACCCAGCAGGAAGCCCAAGCUCCCCUCGAGAGGUGAAGGAACGGGGGUGCUCACCCAAGGCCCAGGGCUCCUCUUCAGGAUCUCUUGGCUCUUUUGUUUGAAUGGAAAGUCUCCUCUGAAGAGUCCCUCUUGCUGCAUUAUCAGUCCAGUUGAGAAUAUUUUUCCAAUGAAAUCACAUAAUGGAGCUUAGGACAGACCAAAGCCAGCCUCGGGCCCGGCUCCCCACCUGCACUGAGCUGAGCCUGACAGGUCACUGGAAUAUGGACCAGGAAGGCAGACAGCUCACCUCUGACCUCAGCCCCCUAUUCCCAGCAGGCCCGGGUCCCCCCUUCCAUUUUGCACAGAGUCCAAACAGUACUUACCCGAGUGGCUUAGCGGGGCCUGAACUGUGGUCUGAGACGGGUGUGGCGGCUCCUUGGUCUGAGUCUUGCUCCAGAGGGAAAUUUCACCAAGAAUUGCCUGUUUCCUGUGGCUUCUAGAAUUCUGGAUUCAGGUGCCCUGGAAGAUACCUGCUUCCCCUCAGCUGGGACCCUCGCAGGGUGGGAUUAGGGCUACAAUGGGCCACUGUCCUCUCAGCCAGAUGGGCCCAGCGAAUGACACCACACUGAGCAAGCAAGACUUGCUGAUCUUCUAGAACCUUCGUAUCAGCAGUGCUCAGGCUCUGGAGCCCCCCAAAGAACACAGGCUCUCAUGGUUUGGUCUGUCCAUGCCCCGCUCACACUUCCCUCCUCCGCGCACCCCUCAGAGACGUCGCACCCCACUCACUCUUGCCCAGUGUGGUAGGAGAGGGAGGGCCCGCCGCUGGCGACGUCCCGGUCAGGGUCCCGUCCAAGCGGCUGGGACGGCUUCGCAGGGACACACCGCCUUCCUGAGACAUAGUAUGAAUUGAAAAAUUGGUUUAUUUUUGUUCCUCAACCACUUUCUAAUGUAUUUUUAAUUUAUUUUGUAACGUCUUGUUUUUAAGUGUUGCUGCUAUUCCUCGUUAUUCUUCCCACUGUUUUUAUUGCUGAUUUAUUUUGUGAAAGUUGUACACUAAUGUUCUGUUUCUAUGUCAGAAAUCAAAAGUAUUUAAAGAAAUACUAGUUCUAUUUAAUGCGGUUAUGGAACCAGCUGGAAACAAGACAAGCAGAGACUGUACAGCAGGCUGGGCCCAGGGUCAAGGUCAUUUUGUUACAUAUGCAAUAAACUCACAACUUUACUUUU
Molecule: messenger RNA, 3738 nt
Organism: Suncus etruscus (white-toothed pygmy shrew)
Lineage: Eukaryota; Metazoa; Chordata; Mammalia; Eulipotyphla; Soricidae
Gene: SMURF1
Product: SMAD specific E3 ubiquitin protein ligase 1
Exons: 18
Coding region: 40-2235 (731 amino acids)
Biological process (GO): ubiquitin-dependent protein catabolic process; negative regulation of BMP signaling pathway
Molecular function (GO): protein binding; ubiquitin protein ligase activity
Source: RefSeq, a predicted model, not a curated record